AUGAGUGCCGAGGUCAAGGUGACAGGGCAAAACCAGGAGCAAUUUCUUCUUCUGGCCAAGUCCGCCAAGGGGGCAGCGCUGGCCACACUCAUCCACCAGGUGCUGGAGGCCCCUGGUGUCUACGUGUUUGGGGAACUGCUGGAUAUGCCUAAUGUUAGAGAGCUGGCUGAGAGCGACUUCGCUUCCACGUUUCGGCUGCUGACCGUUUUUGCUUACGGGACGUACGCUGACUACUUAGCUGAAGCCCGGAAUCUUCCCCCACUCACAGAGGCUCAGAAGAACAAGCUUCGACACCUAUCGGUCGUCACCUUGGCUGCCAAAGUCAAGUGCAUCCCCUAUGCAGUGCUGCUGGAGGCACUGGCCCUGCGCAAUGUGAGGCAGCUAGAAGACCUGGUCAUCGAGGCCGUGUACGCCGAUGUGCUACGCGGCUCCCUGGACCAGCGCCACCAGCGGCUGGAGGUCGACUACAGCAUUGGGCGGGACAUCCAGCGCCAGGAUCUCAGGGCCAUCGCCCGGACCCUACAGGAGUGGUGUCUGGGCUGCGAGGUGGUCCUGUCAGGCAUUGAGGAGCAGGUGAGCCGGGCCAACCAGCACAAGGAGCAGCAGCUGGGCCUGAAGCAGCAGAUCGAGAGCGAGGUCGCCAACCUGAAGAAAACCAUUAAGGUUACAACAGCCGCAGCAGCUGCGGCCACGUCUCAGGACCCCGAGCAGCACCUGGCUGAGCUGAGGGAGCCGGCCCCGGGCACCAACCAGCGCCAGCCCAGCAAAAAAGCCUCCAAGGGCAAGGGGCUCCGAGGGAGCGCCAAGAUUUGGUCCAAGUCGAACUGA
Rangifer tarandus platyrhynchus (Svalbard reindeer) is the source of this 828-nucleotide messenger RNA. The record is from the annotation of a GenBank genome assembly. NCBI's taxonomy places the organism in Eukaryota, Metazoa, Chordata, Mammalia, Artiodactyla, Cervidae.